UUGCUAGUGAUUGGUAAGGCGAAAAAUCUACGUUGCUUCAAAAACGUGAAAUCGCUCCCUGUAACAUAUGAUGCACAAUCUCGAUCUUGGAUGACUGGCCUUCGUUUUAUUAACUGGUCAAAAGCUUUAGGUGAUCACUUCCAGAUUAAAUGUAGACGCAUAAUUCUCUUCAUUGAUUACUGCCCCGCUCUCCCUAAAGAUGUUGAACUAAAGAACAUCACGCUUGUUUUCUUACCUCCGAAUGCGACAAGAAAGUUGCAACCAAUGGAUCAGGGCAUUAUAAAAGUCCUUAAACAAGGCUACAGAACACGAUUGAUACAUCGCUACCUUAAAGAAAUGGAAGACCCUGACAGCAAACGACCCUUGAAUGUGCAUGAAGCCAUCCUAAAUAUUGCAGCGGUAUGGCAUGCAAUUAAGCCUAAAACCAUACAAAAUUGUUUCAAGAAAGCAGGUUUCCGACAUAACGAAUCUGAUGUCCUGUUGGGAGAAGAACCCGCGAUACUGCAGGGUUUUUCUGGAUAUUCUUCCAUUGAUUACAAUGUUGCACUCUACGAAACCUGUUCCAUUGAAGAUCUUAUUCAAGAUGUGAAUAACACCCAAAAAGAGGCCCUAAGUGAUGACGAUGAAGAUAAAGGAGAGUCAAUUCCGAUUUUGUCAAACGCAGCGGCAUUAUCAGCAGUAAACGAUUUAAGGUGCUAUGUAUCUUCUUUCGGGAAAAGUGAAGCUGCACUGCAAAAUUUAAAUUAUAUUGAAAGCCUUGUCAUUAAUAAUGCAUCAAAAUCUUUUUGUCAAACCAAAAUAAGUGAUUAUUUUAAGUAA
Messenger RNA from Parnassius mnemosyne (clouded apollo), 819 nucleotides. The record is from the annotation of a GenBank genome assembly. Lineage: Eukaryota; Metazoa; Arthropoda; Insecta; Lepidoptera; Papilionidae.